Hemibagrus wyckioides is the source of this 6046-nucleotide messenger RNA. It is a transcript of the gene itga7, whose product is annotated as integrin, alpha 7. Bases 152 to 3613 code for a protein of 1153 amino acids. Gene Ontology annotation, cellular component: external side of plasma membrane; integrin complex. The record is from RefSeq and is a predicted model, not a curated record. The transcript has 26 exons. Gene Ontology annotation, biological process: leukocyte migration; cell adhesion mediated by integrin; cell-matrix adhesion. Lineage: Eukaryota; Metazoa; Chordata; Actinopteri; Siluriformes; Bagridae. Gene Ontology annotation, molecular function: integrin binding.
CUGUCCCGUCCUGCUCUCACACUCUGCUCAGACUGACAGCAGCGAGUGGAGGCACAGACACACUGAGGGACACGACGUGACUGAGAGAGUGGGAUCUCACUGAGGAUUUUAGGACGUUUUGUGUGUGUGUCCUGGUGUGUGUGUAUUAGUGAUGGCACUCCAGAUUACACUCCCAGUGUGUGUGUUCAUGCUGUUGUGGUCAUGUGUGUGUGGCUUUAACCUGGAGACCACCGACACACUGAGCAAAGAGGGAGAACACGGCAGCUUCUUCGGCUUCUCACUAGCUCUCCACACACAGACCACCCCCCAUCAUCAGAGCUGGAUCCUAGUGGGGGCGCCGCGAGCUCGAGGUCUUGGUCACCAGCGUCACACUCACACAGGUGCACUGUAUCGCUGUCCAAUCACAGCUGAGGAGUUUGACUGUGAGCGAGUGGACAUCGAUGGAGACGUGAGCUUGGACAGAGAGAGUAAAGAUAAUCAGUGGCUCGGAGUGACUGUGAAGAGCCAAGGCAUCGGAGGAAAAGUUGUGACGUGCGCUCACCUUUACGAACUCCGCCAGCGCGUUCAUCAGGCAUCUGAAACUCGCGAUCCCAUCGGCCGAUGCUAUGUGCUGAGCGAGGACCUGAGCGAGAGAGACGACCUGGAUGGAGGAGAAUGGAAGUUCUGUGAAGGUCGUCCUCAAGGUCACGAGCAGUUUGGUUUCUGUCAGCAGGGAUUAGCAGCAAGCUUCACUCCCGAUAAUAACUACAUCCUGUUUGGAGCUCCGGGAACCUACAACUGGAAAGGUGAGAUGCGUGUUCAGCUGCUGAACCAGACAGUGCUGGAUUUGGGUUACUAUGACGACGGGCCGUACGAGGUGGCAGAUGAGAAACAGUUAAAUGCUGCGUUAAUUCCUCUUCCCUACCACAGCUACCUGGGGCUGUUGUUCAUGGCGAGCGUGGUUGAGGACGCCUUGGUGUAUAAAACUCUGGAACCGUCCAAACGGGCCAUGGUUCAGGAUGUAGCCCAGAAUAGCUACUUAGGUUUUGCGGUGGACUCUGCUAAAGGAGUGAUGCAGCACACAGAGCUAACGUUUGUGGCUGGAGCUCCUCGUGCUAAUCACACCGGUGCUGUGGUGCUGCUGAGGAAGGACAGCGCGUACCGCCUCGUCCCUGAAUUCAUCCUGUGGGGGGAGGAGUUAGCGUCCUCGUUUGGAUACUCCGUCUCUACCACCGACCUUAACCAGGAUGGGUGGACGGAUUUAAUCAUUGGAGCUCCAAACUUCUUUGACCGUAAGGCAGAGAUCGGGGGUGCGGUGUACGUGUUCCUGAACCCCGCCGGUCACUGGGAGGAGGCGCGGCCCAUCCGCCUCAACGGAACCUACGACUCCAUGUUUGGCAUGACUGUGAGCGCUGCAGGAGACCUCGACCGAGACGGCUACGCAGAUUUUGCAGUUGGGGCUCCGUUUGAUGGACAGGGUAAAGUUUUUAUUUUCAGAGGUUCAGCUGAAGGAAUCGACACUAAACCCUCUCAGGUUCUGGAUGGAUUAAACGCAGGAGUGUCUCGUUUCGGUUACUCCAUAUCCGGAGGUUUGGAUAUUGAUGGGAAUUUGUACCCGGACCUGGCGGUUGGGUCACUCAGUGACCAGGUGGUUCUGUUCAGAUCACGGCCAGUGAUCCAUGUGAUCCGGGAGGUCUCAGUGGAGCCGCAGCACAUCGACCUGACGCAGCACACCUGUAAGGGCCGAGACGGAGUGUGUGUGGCAGUGAAGGCCUGCUACAGCUACAGAGCUCAGCCUGAGUCUUACUCACCUUACAUCACUCUUGGGGUUCAUUUCGAGGCAGACACUGAGCGCAGGAAGUCUGGGCUGCAGCACAGAGUUCAGUUCAUAGGUCGAAGGUCAUCUGAGCCUGAAUACAUUCAUUCUGAGGAGCUUGAGCUGAGAGGCCAAAAUCAGCCGGCCUGCCAGACCGCCACCUUCAUACUGCAGGAGAACAUCAGAGAUAAACUGCGUCCGGUCUCACUCGCUAUCACACACACUAUCAAGAGGACACGACAUGAUGGACACGGUGGUCAUCACACACACCAGCGUCUGGGUCGUCUCACCCCUGUCCUGAGUCUCACCCCCCAUAACACACUCCAUUCUGAGGUGAACUUCAUCAGAGAGGGCUGUGGUGAUGAUAACAUCUGCCAAAGUAACCUGAAACUGACCUACAGAUUUGGGACACGACCCUCAAUUUCAGAUCUCUUCACUGCUUUACCAAUAGGGGAGGAUGGUGUGCCUGUUUUGUCUCUUUCUGAUCAGAAGUCAGUGGUUUUGGAGGUGACAGUUACAAAUAUGCCCUCUGACCCCGCCUACCCUGACGAUGAUGGAGAUGAUGCCCACGCAGCUCAGCUCACACUCACACUGCCACACACACUCACCUACUCCGGGGUCAGGGGUCAGGUGGUGUGUGAGGCGAAUCAGAAUGGCUCUCAGGCGGAGUGUGAGCUCGGAAAUCCACUGAAGAGAGAUGCUGUUUUGAUGUUCUACAUUAUUUUAAGCACAUCAGGCAUCACCAUGGAAACCACUUCUUUAUCAGUUGACCUGCUGAUGUCCACGAUCAGUGAGCAACUUCACCUGUCUCCUGUUACAGCUCUGGCUCGAGUAGUGAUCGACCUUCCUCUCACUGUCAGCGGAGUGGCUCGUCCUCAUCAGCUGUUCUUCAGUGGGAUGGUUCGUGGUGAGAGUGCAGUGGAGACACUGGAGCAAAUAGGAAGUGAAGUGGACAUUGAUUUCACUGUGUCUUACAGUGGUCAGUCUCUGCAGACACUCGGCUCAGCGUUUCUUAACAUCAUGUGGCCUCACGAGCUAGCGAAUAAAAAAUGGCUGCUUUACCCAACGAGUUUACACUCGGACCAUCCACACACACACUGCACACACCGCGCAGCACUCAACACACUCGACCUCAAACACACACUUCAUACACACUACACACACACUCAGCAGAUCAAGGUUCGGAAGACGCGCUCAUAUCCUGAGGAGGAAGAACAAACGCCGAUGAAGAACAGUAUUAACCACAACACACCCGCUGUCGCUGCUAACGAGAGGCGGAAAUCCCUCAAACUGGACUGUGUGUUAGGUUCGGCGAGGUGUGUGGUGUUUCAGUGUGCGUUGCAGAAUUUCUCCAGUUCUGUGAAGUUCACAGUUAAAGCUCGUCUCUGGAACAGUACCUUUAUAGAGGAGUUUUCGGCGGUCAGUGUGUUGGAGGUGCUGGUCAGAGCAAACAUCUCAGUGAAAUCAAGCAUUAAACAUCUGCUGCUCAGAGACGCUGCUGCACAGGUGUCAGUGAUGGUGUAUCCUGAGCUGAGUGUGUUGGAUCAGCCACAAGUUCCGUGGUGGAUUAUCCUGAUUGCUGUGUUGGCUGGUGUGAUUGUCCUCGCUGUGAUUGUCUGCAUCUUGUGGAAGAUGGGUUUUUUCAGGAGGUCUCCCUAUAAGGACAGCGUUCCUCAGUAUCAUGCAGUGAGAAUCCGGCAUCAGGAACGUUCUCACCUCCACCCUGACCUCCAGCCAGAAAAACUCCUCAAACCUGAAAAACCUCAGAAAUCACACACCAAACAGUGGAGAACACGGUGGAGCGACGGCACACACUGACACACACACACACACACACACACACACACACACAGAUUUACUUUAGCAUGUGCUAAUAAUCAGUUAAAUGAUAUUAAACACACACAACAGCAUUAUAGUGGAGACUUCAGAAUUCCAGAAUUCCCAUGUGUUCCUCAGGAGGCUGAAAUGGGACGUGUCUUUAUGCUGAGAUUUAUGGAAUAGUUGAAGAGAUCAUGGUCUAUAUAUGGAAUUUUGGUGUAUCUUUGAGGGCAUUGAGUAUGUAGAGGAUGUGGGUGUGUCUUUUUGUGGGUGUGUCUUUUUGUGGGUGUGUCAAAAUGAGAGUCCUGAAAAAAAACCUUUAUUUAUCAUACCUACAUUAAAGCAGCGGUGGGGAGGGGGGUGUUCGUGGGAUUGCGAGACGGUUUGAAAAGAAAUAUAUUUUAAUCUUAAGAAUAAAUAGUACAAAUAAAUAUUUUCUUAUUAUCAAAGACAGAACUGACGAGUAUUUAAAAAAUCAUUUUAAAUAAUUAAAAAAUUUUAAAAUCACUGUGACACGAGGCUCAGUCUGACUGAAAACACACCACUGCAUGUGGAAAACGUGACCACAGAAAUAAAUACAUUUAUCAUUCACAAAUCUAGAAAUGCUGAGGAAAUGAUGGACACUCUGCCCGAGUCGUCUGGACCGUCCACUCCUACUAACACAUAGCAGAAAGAACUCAUCUGAUCAAAGUAAGAAACAUGAAAAAUUAAGCAGAAUUCAUAAAGUCUGGGUUCACUGCUCUGUUGUUGAUGCUCUUCAUCAUCCUCACGGCAGAAUCUGUUCAGAAAUAUGAAGCCUGGAAAGUCUUCUGGAGACAAAACUCUCAUGUUGAAAAACCUAGAGAUUGUUUUCACCAAAAACAGAAGGAAAGAGUCAAAAACACAACAAACCAACAUAACUGCUAAAAUGCCCUGGAGGCAUCUUAUGAUGUGGCACACUUAAUAUAGUGGUCCAAAAAGUCGGACAUGGCCGAGAAACCCCAUAAAGCUGGCUGCUGUGGCUCUGUGUCUGACCAUAGAUGCCGAGAAAAGAGCAGCUUUUAACCUUCCCGAUGUUCAGUAACACACCGAGUAUACGGCCAAAGACAUUAAGAAAGGUUCGGCUAAAUAAAGCUGAUAAAAUGAUUAUUAUGAAGUAAUUAUAGUUAAAAUGUAAAAUAGUAAAUAUUGUUAAAAUGUUGUGAAAUGUUUAAAGCUGGUAGUUUCGUUUGUGUGUUUGUGUACUGUGGAGUCGCGAGUUCUUAUCGAUCUUAAUCUGGAGAUCAUUGGAUUAUGAGUUUGAGAGCCGCUGCAUUACAGCACACUGAUUUAUUUUCUUUAUUCCAGCUUUUAGGAAGUCAUGGUCAGAGGUCAGUGUGGGUGUGUCCUUAAGACAUCAUGUGGGUCUUAGGAAACACUAGGAAAGGAGAGAAGUCAUUAGCAUUCUAUUAGUGUGUAUGUAUAGUUAGAUAUUUAUGGAGGCGUGUUUUUUUUUAUGUAUGAGCAAGAUGGACACACCCACUUACCCAUAGACAAACCCUCCUCUGUUGGACAGAUAUGAGGAAGCAUGUGAUCUUCUGGAAAACCCCAAGUGCUCUAAUUCUAAGUCCACAAGGAAACAUCUCUCAGAUGCAAAACUGAAAAAGACACUGAAAACUAUCAUCAAUUCUAAAAUUAGCUUGUGGCUGUGUUUACACUUAACAUAAAAGCUGUAUGUUCAAGGAUAACACACACACACACACACACAGACACACACACACAUUAUAAAUGUAUAUCUAUGCUGCUGUGUGGCACCUUCUUUUUUAUUAGAUGAAUCUAAACACUGCUAUAACACACAUCCAUUACACAUGUGCUAAUUUAGCUAACAUGCUAGGUAAUUGAACGUAUACUAUAAACCUUGAGAUUCUUCUGUAGCCUCAUCUACAAUCAUUUCUAUUGAUUCAGCUCAACAAUUCGGGUCCUCUUUAGCCGGAAUGUAUGGGAAUAUUUUCAUUACUAAAAGUUUGGGACACAGCCAAAGUGUUUUUCAGGAAAUAAACAGCGGCUAUGUUCCAGAAAUUCUGUUUUUCUGUUAAAUCAUCGUUGAAAUAUUCAGACUUGUUCACAUUUUUAUUUUUUAUGGAUUUUCAUGUUUGAACCUCUAACUAUGUGUUUUUUAGCAAUGUCUUCUUUAAUUCUUUUCUGUAUAUAAAUGGAAAAAAAGGUGAGCUGCAGGUUUCAGAAACUCUUCUUUACAGCUCUCUGUAGUUUGUGUUUUAUUUAGUGCCUUACAGGAGCAUCACUGACUCUAUCAUUAAGAUGAGCUUUAUUUCCUGUCUGUUUUAGACAAAUUAAAAAAAUUAAUAGUAAAAUAAAUAUCCAGUAAAAAGAUUUAGAGCAGAAAAACACAGCAUGUUGUAAUCAUGAAGGUUUUGUGAUGUUGAUUUGAUGCUCACGUGAAUUAAACAACAUUAU